GGUCGUUAGUGUAACGUCGGAGACUUGCGGCAGUGUCCGACUGCAUACGCGUACGAUAUAAUAUUAUAUGAAGUCAUUCAAGUCUGUAUUAUAAUUUCUUCAACAUCUAUAUAGAGGGCUAUACAUUUGUGUAUUGUGACCUAUCUUAUCGUAUACAUACCGCAUAUACUUCGCUAAUUAUUAAUACAAUAUCUACAUUACGGACAUCGACAAACAAAAUUUUUUAGUGAUUUAUAAGUUUUAUUUUCAGUCGUAAUUUUCUGUGGUAUCGAUCCGAUCAAAAUAAUACUAUAAAUUAUAAUAUAAUAGGUGCCCACAUUGGUCAUCGUUAUGAUCUGUACUUAAAGAUCGUCCAAAAACAAGAAUUAUACCUCAUAAGUCAUAACUGACUGCCACCUACUAAACGGUCUGCGAAAUUCGAGUUUUUGUAUAAUACUAUACAGUUGUUUCGGAUUGGGAGUUUCUUGAGUAGGUUGCUCUAAAUGACCAUUAUUAACGAUGAUAACGAUCGACACCAAAAUCGAUGUGAAAAGAUGGAGGUGAACGAUAAUAAUUUAAGAUCUCAAUACACAAUAGGCAGCAACGACUUUAUACUUGUAGACGAAGUCGGGGAAAGACCUAAGAAAAAUGUCAAAGAAAAAUUUCACGAAUUCUCGUCGUGUCUGAACAGUAAUUCAAAGACAGUGUUCACGUACAAAACAAUUACCAAAAGACUGCCGAUUUUACAAUGGUGGCCGACGUAUUCCACAGCCGACUGUAUCGGAGAUCUUCUGGCGGGCAUCACCGUCGGUCUGACGCUCAUCCCGCAAUCGAUGGCCUAUUCCGCUCUAGCCGGUCUACCGCCACAACAAGGUCUUUAUGGUUCGUUCGUCGGCAGUUUGAUGUACGUCUUCCUCGGCACCUGUAAAGAAGUACCCAUGGGACCGACGGCCAUCAUAUCGCUAAUGACGUACAACACGCUCCACGGACUCGGACCCGUGUACGGCACACUACUGUGUUUCUUAACAGGUGUCAUCCAAUUGAUAAUGGGCGUAGUGGGACUAGGCUUUUUGAUCGAUUUCAUUUCCGGACCAGUGAACUCGGGGUUUACGUCUGCCGUCGCGAUACUCAUCGUCGCUUCACAAAUCAAAGACUUGAUUGGCGUCAAAGCCGCGGGGACAACGCUAUUGGACAUGAUAAUAUCGAUAUCCAAAGACAUUAAAAAUUUUCAACUGGGCGACACGUGGCUAGGGAUAAUUUGCAUCGUUAUUAUUCUCUUGUUGAGGAGAAUGGCUUUGUGUCAAAUCGGGCCCAAAGACGUGAAAGAGCAGACCACGUUCCACAAAAUCAUGAACCGAUCCAUGUGGCUGAUCGGUACAUUCAGAAAUUCGAUAGUGGUUAUCGUUAGCAGUUACGUGGGUUACGUGUACAUAACUUCGACGGGACACGACGUGACCUCUGACGCAAUACCCCCGAUACCGUUCAAAGUGGUUGGUAAAAUACCGUCUGGUUUGCCAGAAUUCGAUCUGCCAAAGUUUAGCAUCACACAAGAUAACGGAACUACAGUAGGAUUCUUUGAAAUGGUCUCGAACAUAGGUUCUGGAGUUAUAGUGUUACCGAUAAUAGCACUGAUUGAGACCAUUUCCAUAUGCAAAACAUUCGCCGACGGUAAGCCCGUUGACGCCACACAAGAGUUACUGGCGACUGGUCUGUGCAACAUCGGCAAUUCGUUUUUCCACGCGUAUCCAGGCACUGGGUCUUUUUCCAGGAGUGCCGUGACCGCAGCUAGUGGAGUUCGAACUCCGAUGGAGGGUUUAUACGCCGGUAUUUUAGUCAUCGUUGCCUUGCUUUUUUGUACACCCUAUUUGUAUUACAUACCAAAAGCGGCUCUUGCAGCGAUCAUUAUUGCCGCGGUCAUAUUUAUGGUUGAAGUGCGCGUGGUCAGGCCUAUUUAUAGAUCGAAAAAAAGUGAUCUCAUACCAGGUUUGGCAACAUUUUUUGCUUGUUUGGUUUUACCUUUGGAAAUAGGAGUGUUAAUAGGUAUUGGAUUGAAUUUGGUUUCGAUUUUAUAUCACGCGGCAAGACCAAAACUGUUGAUUGAAGUGCAUAAGACAAGAGACGGCAUAAACUAUUUGAUGGUCACUCCAGACAGAUGUUUGGUUUUCCCGUCGGUAGAUUAUGUCAGAAAUUUGGUGAUGAAACAAAGUUUGAAACGAGAACUUCCUGUGGUCAUCGACUGUUCACACAUAUAUGGCGCCGACUUUACCGCAGCAAAGGUCAUCGAGAUGUUAACACAAGACUUCUCGAAAAGGGGUCAAGCUUUGUUUUUUUACAAUUUAAAACCAAGUGUGGUAGCUGUGUUUGAAGGAGUCCAACCCAAAGGAUUCAUAACAUAUUAUCAUAGACACGACUUGGAUCAGUUGUUCCAAAGAUGGAAGCAACAACGUCAACAAAUUGAAAAUUCGUCGGCAGACUGACAACACAAUUGGAUAAAAGAUUUUAUGAAUUUAAUUUUUAAUUUUAAUAUUGGUUACAAUUAUAUACAUCCACACAUGUUUUAAUUCUAUUGACAACAUUAGUAUACCUAUUUAUACUAAUUAUUUAAUUAUUUACGAUUCUGUACUUCUGUAGUGAAUUUUAAUACUUUGCUUGUAUGAUUUGUUUGAUUUAUUUGAACUAGAUAUAAUAUACAUCAUAAUUUUUAAGCAGAUGACAUGCCUAUGCAUUUUUAAACUAGAUAAUAAGAUAUAUAAAACUUUGAAUUUUAUUUAUUUAUUUAUAUUAAAAUUAUUGUAAUAGAAACCAGCUGUAACUUUCUACUACGUUUAGUGUUAAUUUAUUACAAUACUGUUAUUAAAAAAAUUAUUUUUGAGAAAAAGAAGUCAAAACCUAGGUUAGGUUAAAACCUAUACAUAAAAACAGGGACAGAGAGAGAGAGUGAGAGAGUUUUUGUUGUUUUGAUUUUUAUCAAACUUGUCUUUCGUAGUUAUUAAAUAAUAUUAUAUUUAGAAUGUGUAACAUAAUGAUAUACAAAAUAGAUAAACCUAUUAGAUAUGUGUUUUUUGUAUUGCAACAGUGCAACGUCAAACAAUGUAUUAACUUAAUAUAUAGCUAUAAUCUA
Messenger RNA from Myzus persicae (green peach aphid), 3100 nucleotides. RefSeq names its product sodium-independent sulfate anion transporter-like. Gene Ontology annotation, cellular component: membrane. Bases 483 to 2456 code for a protein of 657 amino acids. The record is from RefSeq and is a predicted model, not a curated record. Lineage: Eukaryota; Metazoa; Arthropoda; Insecta; Hemiptera; Aphididae. Gene Ontology annotation, biological process: transmembrane transport. The transcript has 13 exons. Gene Ontology annotation, molecular function: sulfate transmembrane transporter activity.